UGGUUCUCUUAGCUUCCUGUUUACUGCCUGCUGCACCAACAGACUGGAGUACACAGAUUGCAACACAGCUUCAUUGCCGCGGCUCUCAUCCACUGCAACAACAUAUGCAGCAUUAAGGUCGGCAGCUACAGGAUUGACUUUUGCAUAACUUUAAUCCGUUCAUUGGUAUGGUCGUGGUUACCAAGGAGACUUGAAGACGUGACAUUGAGGAAACGUGAGCAGGCCGGGAGGGAUCCUGGAGAUUUCCUGACCACAGCUGACUGGGGUUCGCGGUUAGCUGGCGCGUCAGGGAGCCGGACAUCACUUUACCUUGUGUCAAACAAAGCAGUGGUGAUGUGCUGGAGGACUACAAAGGUCAAAAAUUGUGUCAAAUUAAUUUUUGAAGGUUUGGGGUCACUGGAAACAAGAGACCUACGCCUGGGAAGCUGAACUAGUGUGUUAGCUAGUGGUGCUAACUCCGGUAGCAGCAGCAGCAGCAGCCGCCGCGGUGCGAGGGGCUGGCUGUGCGGUCUGACUUACGGCUUCUGUGUGGAGAUUGUUGCAGCUCACCGGUGCCCUGAAUUCAGGAAGACUCCCCGGCUCCGGCCCCCUCAAGCGGGCAGUCAGGAAGAAGCUGACUGGGAAGGGAUGGCCUGGUCGGUCUUCCCGAACCAAAGGACAAGGCUCUGCGGUGUUUGAAGGAGGUCGAGUUCGGCUUGAGGCCACCGCCGCGGGUCGAGGCAUUAUGAUGGCCGCCUCGUCCUCCCCGGCCGGCGGCUUCACGGGGCCCGGGCUGUCGGUCAAAAAGAGCGAGGAAAUUGCGGAUUUGAUAGAUUUGUUUUCCAAGACGCAGUACAGAGCAAGGGAAGUUACUCCUCGGGUGGAGGGGAUAGAGAAGCGUUGUCUGGAGUUAUUUGCCAGAGACUACAAGUACAGUGUCAUCCAUAACCCCAAUGGAGAAGUGUGUGGACAUUACCCCAGACAGAUAGUUUUUCUGGAGUAUGAGUGCACAGAUGUCGAGAGCGAAAGGUUUGAGAGUACAGUACAGAUCAGUAAGCUGCAAGACCUAGUGAACCGGAGUAAGCUUGCCCGCUGCAGAGGGAGGUUUGUCUGUCCCGUCAUCCUCUACAACGGCAAGCAUAUUUGCCGAUCGUCGACUCUGGCAGGCUGGGGGGAGUUGUACGGACGCACAAGCUACAACUACAUCUUCUCGGGGGGUAGUGAUGACACGUGGACAGAGUCGGAGGAGGUGCCAGAGGACGACAGUGCCGUCAGGAACGGGGACUCGCAGCUCUUCGACAAGGUGCGAGGCCACGACAUUAAGCUGCUCCGUUACCUCUCGGUUCGCUACAUCUGUGACCUGAUGGUGGAGAACAAGAAGGUUAAGUUUGGCCUAAAUGUGACAUCGUCUGAGAAGGCGGACAAGGCCCAACGCUAUGCAGACUUCACCUUGCUCUCUGUGCCUUAUCCAGGGUGUGAGUUUUUCAAGGACUACAAAGACAGAGACUAUACAGCCGAGGGUCUGGUGUUUAACUGGAAUCAGGACUAUGUGGAUGCUCCCUUGACAAUCCCUGUGUGCUUUACUCAGAACUUGAAUAUUGACUGGACGCAAUACCAGUCGUGGGACCUGGUGGAGCAGACCCAGAACUACCUGAAACUGCUGCUCCACAUCAUCAACAGUGAUGAUGAGAGUGGCCUCCUGGUGCACUGCAUAUCAGGCUGGGACCGGACUCCUCUGUUUGUGUCCCUCCUCAGGCUCUCCCUGUGGGCAGACGGCGCGGUGCAUGCCAGCCUGGAGCCAGCUGAGAUCCUGUAUCUGACCAUCAGUUACGACUGGUUCCUCUUCGGUCACAUGCUGCCAGAUCGACUCUCCAAAGGGGAGGAGAUUUUCUUCUUUUGCUUCAAUUUUUUGAAGCACAUUGUCUCAGAGAAGUUCUCUGCAGUUAGGAAACAGAGAAGGAAGAACUCCCACUUCAAAGACAGUGAUUUCACUGUGGAAGAUCUCUGCCAGUUGAAGUCAAAGGAUCGGGGCAGUGUGACCAGUCUGAGCAGUGAGUUCUCCCUCAUCACUGAGGAGGUGGGCACCAGCGCCAGCCUCACCAAUGACUCUGUGGAUCUGUUUUCCAGCCAGCCCCAGGCCUCCGGCUGGAGAAAAGGCACCACCUCCUCUCCUCAGAUGGUUGUUUGGAGUAAGCAGAACCCUCUGGACGAACACCUCUCCCAUCCACUUAUCGAGGCCAGGUCUUCCAGCUCAUCCUCCUCCAACCAAUCAGAACACGCUGCCACGCGCACUGGCAGCAGCCCAUUGGCUGUCCCCGGGAGAAGGUUUGCAGCAGAGUACACUCGGUCAGGUUCCUCCCUCUCCACUGAGUAUGGCAGUUGGCAGAUAGUUUCUGGUUGUGGCAGCAUCCAUGACCACGCUCCCUUCCCCCCACAACUGGCCUCCGCCUCCUCCACCUCAUCAGCCAUCGCUGCUGCCCAUGACUCCCCCCUGCCCUUCAGUUUUAAGGAUGAUGGACCCAGUGGGCGAAUGUGUCCCUUCCCCUCUGAGCGCCAGGCGCGUCUGGAGGCAGUGCGGGAAGUCUUCCUGGCAGCUUACAGCUCCACCGUGGGACUCAAGUCGUCCGUGCCGAGCCCCUCUGCCGCCAUCUCCGGCCUGCUGGAGCAGUUUGCCCGCGGCGUCGGCCUCCGAGGCACCAACGCCAUCGUCUGAACCCUUUCAAUGUGACUUUAGACCCUCCUUCUGCUGCCAUCCAUCCACAAAGUCUGGGCUCAGUACAAUAAAGUGCCAAAUACCUCUGUUCAAUUCAGGGGUGAUGCUUUUUUUUUUUUUUAAUUAUGUUUUUGGUUUACCCUGACCUGGAAUAAUUUUUUUUCUGUGCUACUCCAGCUUUUCUCUGGACUUUGAAUCUUACAUGUUGAGUUCACCUGUGACAUUCAGAAGACGUUUUCAGCCACAGUAUCAAAAAGGGAUAGAGAGUGCUUUCUAGCUGCUGAAAUGUAUAUGGCUGAAAACAUGGGGUUGGUAACCCAUUACAGGCAGAAUAUAUAGGAUUCUUCCUUCCUCUGUUCUUCCUUCAUCUCUCCACACUUUUCUUUUACCCUGAAGAGUCCUUGCAGUGUUCUUUACUGAUUCAAGCACAAGAAGGUUCUUUAUUUCAGAUGAAUGUUGAAGGUUAGAUAAACACAGCACUUGAUUUGUUCUGACAGAAAUGGCAGCAAGCUUCUUUUUGGCUGUUAAUUUGACACAGAAUCCGAUGAUCGAAUAGAUUAUAGGGUUUACAGAUAAUGUGCAGAUCAAGAGGAUAAAUUAGAUUUUUUAAAUGAGGAAUUCAUAAUAAAAAAUAAAAUACAAUAUGUACACUGUUAAAGUUGUUGGCCACUGUAACUAUUAUUCCCAGUAAAUACUCCUGUCCAUGAAGAGAUCUUUUUUGUAGUGUGACUACA
Molecule: messenger RNA, 3426 nt
Organism: Scophthalmus maximus (turbot)
Lineage: Eukaryota; Metazoa; Chordata; Actinopteri; Pleuronectiformes; Scophthalmidae
Gene: mtmr14
Product: myotubularin related protein 14
Exons: 19
Coding region: 725-2692 (655 amino acids)
Biological process (GO): dephosphorylation
Molecular function (GO): phosphatidylinositol-3-phosphate phosphatase activity
Source: RefSeq, a predicted model, not a curated record